Messenger RNA from Leptonychotes weddellii (Weddell seal), 4800 nucleotides. The record is from RefSeq and is a predicted model, not a curated record. NCBI's taxonomy places the organism in Eukaryota, Metazoa, Chordata, Mammalia, Carnivora, Phocidae.
CCGAGUUCGCCGCGACCCGGAGCGCUGCGGAUACAAAGGCGCCGGGCCGAGCCCACCGGCACUUCGGGGCGGCGGAGCGCCGCUUCAUUUUCUCUGAGAAAAGCCCACUCGUCCAGCAAAAUAGAGUCCCUCAGGGUGACGGUUGACUUCCUGAAGGUGCCCCUUGGCCUGAAGAAGCCGGUGCUGAAGGAGGUGGCUGUGGGGCCCCCCAAAAGGCCCCAGCCUGUGGCCCUGGAGCGCUAUAAGGCGCGGCGUUCAGACGCCAUGGACACCGAGUCCCAGUACUCGGGCUAUUCCUACAAGUCGGGCCACUCCCGCAGCUCCCGCAAGCACAGGGACCGCCGGGACCGGCACCGCUCUAAGAGCCGAGAUGGGAGCCGCGGGGACAAGUCGGUGACGAUCCAGGCUCCAGGGGAGCCCCUGCUGGACAACGAGUCCACGCGAGGGGAUGAGCGGGAUGACAACUGGGGGGAGACUACCACAGUAGUAACGGGCACCUCCGAGCACAGCAUCUCCCACGAUGACCUCACGCGCAUCGCCAAGGACAUGGAGGACAGUGUCCCGCUGGACUGCUCCCGCCACCUGGGCGUGGCGGCCGGGGCCACGCUGGCGCUGCUCUCGUUCCUCACGCCGCUGGCUUUCCUGCUGCUGCCCCCGCUGCUGUGGCGCGAGGAGCUGGAGCCCUGCGGGACGGCCUGCGAGGGCCUCUUCAUCUCCGUGGCCUUCAAGCUGCUCAUCCUGCUGCUGGGCAGCUGGGCGCUGUUCUUCCGCCGCCCCAAGGCCUCGCUGCCGCGCGUGUUCGCGCUGCGCGCGCUGCUCAUGGUGCUCGUCUUCCUGCUCGUGGUCUCCUAUUGGCUCUUCUACGGCGUGCGCAUCCUGGACGCCCGCGAGCGCAGCUACCAGGGCGUGGUCCAGUUCGCCGUGUCGCUGGUGGACGCCCUGCUCUUCGUGCACUACCUGGCCGUGGUCCUGCUGGAGCUGCGCCAGCUGCAGCCGCAGUUCACGCUCAAGGUCGUGCGCUCCACCGACGGCGCCAGCCGCUUCUACAACGUGGGCCAUCUCAGCAUCCAGCGCGUGGCAGUGUGGAUCCUGGAGAAGUAUUACCAUGACUUCCCCGUCUACAACCCUGCCCUCCUCAACCUGCCCAAGUCCGUCCUGGCCAAGAAGGUGUCUGGCUUCAAGGUGUAUUCCCUCGGAGAGGAAAACAGCACCAACAACUCCACAGGCCAGUCCCGGGCUGUGAUCGCCGCGGCGGCUCGGCGGCGGGACAACAGCCACAACGAGUACUACUAUGAGGAGGCCGAGCAUGAGCGGAGGGUGCGCAAGCGCAGGGCCAGGCUUGUGGUGGCGGUGGAGGAGGCCUUCACUCACAUUAAGCGGCUGCAGGAAGAGGAGCAGAAGAACCCGAGGGAGGUGAUGGACCCCCGGGAGGCAGCCCAGGCCAUCUUCGCCUCCAUGGCCCGUGCCAUGCAGAAGUACCUGCGCACCACCAAGCAGCAGCCCUACCACACCAUGGAGAGCAUCCUGCAGCACCUCGAGUUCUGCAUCACUCACGACAUGACGCCCAAGGCCUUCCUGGAGCGGUACCUGGCGGCCGGACCCACCAUCCAGUACCACAAGGAACGCUGGCUGGCCAAACAGUGGACGCUGGUGAGCGAGGAGCCGGUGACCAACGGGCUCAAGGACGGCAUCGUUUUCCUCUUAAAACGCCAGGACUUCAGCCUGGUGGUGAGCACCAAGAAGGUCCCCUUCUUCAAACUCUCCGAGGAGUUUGUGGAUCCCAAGUCGCACAAGUUUGUCAUGAGGCUGCAGUCUGAGACCUCGGUGUGACCGAGCAGCGGCGGCAGGGGGUGCGUGGGCCUCCUGCGGGCGGGGGAGGGCUCGGCUCUCGUCUCCCGCCGCCCUUCGGCCUCCUGCCCCCGUUUACUUUUACUUGAAUUGACCCCCCACCCAUCUGCUCCCCUCCUCCUUAGUUGCCCCACAUGAGCCUCAAGAGGCCACCUGCGUCAGCAGAGCCUGGGAAGCUCGCUCUCUCUCCCCAGCCCUCACUUGGUGUCAUCCUGCAGGAAGCCGUGCCUCUCGCCCUCCCUCUCCCUCUCCCUCCCGGAUGGAUGGCGGUCUCUUCUGAGAGGGGGCGGGGACCCCCUGAGCCCCCACCCUCCCUGAACCAGGUCCUCGUAGCAAUGCGGACUGUGGCCCCAGCAGGGUGUUCCCGGGGCACAGACGUGACUCCAGAGAGCCAUGGUGCCAAACUCCUCCAGGUGGUGGGUUAUCCACUCUUCCUGCCCGCUCAGCCUGCCCGGUACAAACGCUGAGUUCUUGGGGCAGGAUACCCCUGUGUCCCCCCCACAUGGCCCGAGUCAGGGGUCUCCCCGCCACCGUCAUUGGCUUCGGCUGUCAGAGCUUCCCCUGCACAUCCACACAACAUUCAGAGCGAGGGAAGAUCCUACCCUUCACUCCACAGUCUCUACCUUCUGUUUCUGAGUUGUAUGGUCUGUGACCACAGGCAAACUGAGGCAGAAGCCCUCUGUGACCACGUUUCCUGGGCCAUGGGGGACAGUGCCUUCCCUCACUGGGUCCACCCUGGGCAGCCUCUGAGCGAAGGACGGGAGAGACCCGGGGAACAUCACAGAUCCCUGCCCUCCGAACCUACCUGUACUUUUGGUCCCGCCUUGCUGGGGCAGGUUUCCCCUUCCUGCUGAAGGACGGCAAGUAGACAGACGCCAGCCCAGAUUUAGUGGCUUGCAGACCAUGACCCGACCCCCCAAGGUCUGAGACCAACAUUCCCCGCCCCCCCCCCCGUGUGUUUUCUCUCAGUGCCAGGGACCUGUUGCCUCAUCUCGUUUUGGGGGGAGCCAGUAGCCCCCUCGUCCCCUGCCUUAAGCCCACUUCUUUGCCUCAGGGGUCUCUUUUCCUUGGCUGGCCAGGGUGCCCUCCUGUCUCCCUGCCUGGUUCUCUGGGCGCUCGUCUCUCUCAGUGCUGGGGUGAGGGGCCAGGAUUGCCGCCUUCAUGGGUAUCCGUCCCUCACCUUGUUGGGCUUCUGUAGUCUCUACACCCAAUCCGAAUUUUCCAGAGUUUAGGUCUCGUUUUGAGCAAAAUCCACUGGCCUUCUAAGACAUAUUUUCAGCGUACAUCUGAGCCUUUCACUCAGACGUGUUUCAAUUACGUAGUUUUAGCCGAGGGAACUAGAACCUCCAGCUGGGGUCCACGGGGAGGGCCAUUCGCGGCUGGGCUGGAGUGUGCCCUGGGGCCAGGCCUCUGAGUAACUCGCCGUGCCCCCUCUCAGGCCCAUCUUCUGGCAGACUCACUGGUUCUUGCCACGCGGAGUGCCCCAUGAGCUCUGAUCCCCACUGGUCUCUGACCAGGGAGGCUUCCUGUCUGUGUAGGGAUAGUCUGGGCGUGAUGGAGCCUCGUGAUGGCCUUUCCCCCCUUGUUCUCCUUGAAAAAGCACAUCUGUCCACCCACCACUUCCUAGAGAAGGGCUCUUCAGUUUGCGCUGAGCCCGAUCCCUACAGGUGUGGUUUGGGGGCUGACUUAGGCAGUGCCCGAGGGAAAUGCAUCCUAUCCUGGGGGUUGUGGGAAGGUAUCUUUUCUUCUCUUCAAGAACCUGGUUUCAGAGGAGUCCCUCCUGGGUCACAUUUCUAAAUACCUCACUAUCCUGGAAAACGGGGCCUGGAUGGUGGGCAGGAGCGGGGUGUGGGGUGACGGAAGGACCGGGUUGGGGCGGGCAGACGGAACGUAUUUGGGAUCUUCGUUGCGGCCCUACGUUAGGGGCGGGGGAGUGUUUAUUUUCAGAACCUGCCAUGUUUUUAAUCACUGUGAUUUUUUCAUUCCUUUUUCCUAAAACAAAAAGCAAACUUUCCCCCAACUCUCUAAGCACUAAGGGCUGUGACUGAGAACGGUAGUGUUUUGGUCCUUUGCGUCAGAACUGUGGUAUCUUUGUUUUCUUUGACGAUUAUUAUAAUUAUUAUUAUUUUGUAAAGUGUCAGGAUGAGUUGUCAAGUGUUUGGCUGCGUGUGUCUUUGCUUCUCCCACACGGGGAGUUGUCUCCAUGCUGUGAACUGCUGUGGGGCGCGCCGCGGGCCCAGGCCCUUGGCGCACUGUCCCCCUUGCUCCGCCAGUCCCGCCACGCGCUGGGUUUUCUUACUCUUCUCCUGUGGGGGCGCACCUACCUGCGGCCCCCCCCACUCCCCCAGGACACCGGACGUGUGGCUGGGUCUCUGUGACUCCACAGCGUCCUAGCUCCUCCCCACCACCCCCACCAGGCCUUCCUGUCAUCACCUUGGAGCACCCUGGGGAAUGCUGCACCUCAGGCCUUCACCCACCUCGCCACACUGCCGCGUCCCCCCCGGUCCCCUUUCUCUGACACGACCCUUCACGCUCCGUUGACCCUCGCUUAUUUCUUUCUGAUCCUUCGUCGUCCCUCCCCACGCCUGUCCCAUCCGAGCCUUUCAUUUCUUGCUCCGCAUUCCUGUUGCAAACCCCCGAAACACCCCUUCCCAGAGUCUGUGCUUCUCUCCUCUGUGGGGCCCGAGGAGCUCCCUCGCCCCUCCCUGCUAUCUGUCCGUCCGUCCGUCUGUCUGUCUGUCUUCUUUCCCCUGCCCUUCCCCCAGGGCUGCAUCUGCUGAUGGAUUCGGUCCUGGUGUGUGAUUGUUGUGAUUUGUUCUGUGCGCGAAAGGAAGGGGGCUUGUUUUGGGUCCCUUCCAAGUGAGAUUGUAAAUGUAGAAUUUGCCACUGUUGAAUCUAGAUUUUUUUUUUCUUUUCUCUCUUUCUUUUUCAUUUCUUUCUUUCUUUUUCUUU